AUGCCCGCCCCGUCGAAAAUCAUCCUACAGGUUUGCCUGAUGUCGAAUGGGAGCAGAUCGUCCCCCCCGAAAAGACUGUCUAUGAGGGUGGAAACCACGGCAGAAUUGAGCCCUUUGUCUGCUAUGGCCUCGGCACACAGACCGCUCCCUCCUCCUGCGCUCGCCGACCCCUUUGCGGGGCACGGGACCUACGUGAGCCUUUUUCCAAGCGCCCACCAUGACCGGCACUGCCCCCCGACUCCCCCUCCUCCUCCGGGCUCGAGCUCUCUGUUUCACUCGUGCUGUCUGCCCCGCCCGAGCUCUCAUUUUCACUUGCACAGCUCUCUUUACACAAAGCCUUUCUCUCACUCCGCCGGCACUCACCACUCCUCCCCCCGCCGGGCCUUGGCCAGCCACCAUCGACCCUCACUGCUCUCCUCCCCCCGCCGGCGUUAUCAGCUCCCCCCGCCUUUCUCCUUCCCUCGAGGGGCCAUUUCGAGACCCACAGGGCGGGGGCUCAUCCCUAAACUCUGCGGUUUCCACAACUUCUCCAGCUUCCCCGCCAGCUCUUUCCACACAGAGCUCCCUCCACCGCUCCGCUCCUGCCCCCCCGCAGACGAAUCCGGGUUAGAAAGCUGCGGGGAAUCAUCGCCCUCCGGUGUGUUUUUAAGCACAGCAGAAUCACCAGAAACUGGGAGGGGUGGGGUCUGCGUAGCCGCCCCCAUCCCCAACUUCAGGGACGUCUCUCAGGCGCGUUUGUGCUGCCUCCCACGUCUCCUGCUCCCCCCUCGCCUUUCGCAAGGCUCGGAUAACUUUCCCCCACGCUUUCAGGCUUGCAAUCAAUCCCCCACUGAUUAUGAACCUCAGAUACGACCUUCACAAGGGCUUCCAUCCUCCUUGGUGGUCCGGGAGGGUCCUCCCCUGCCCGGCUGGUCCAGCUGCCCGGCCGCCUUCCACCCCAGCUCAGGCGAAAUCCCGUCCCGAUGCCCGGGGAGCCUCCGGGCCACGCGGGGUUCGGCACCACUCGAGACGCGGUGACCUGGCCAGGAGAGACACGGAGACCCUCGCUUGGUCUCUCGGGCCAUGAACCUGCAGACCCCGCUGUGGUGGGCAGGGAAUGGCGUUUAUUGCCUCGUGACGCGGCCCUGUACGAUGCUCACAUUGUCACUUCUGUCCGCUCACGCUGCCGCCUCAGCUCUGGUGGC
This is a messenger RNA of Myiozetetes cayanensis, 1184 nucleotides long. RefSeq lists its product as uncharacterized. The transcript is spliced from 3 exons. Lineage: Eukaryota; Metazoa; Chordata; Aves; Passeriformes; Tyrannidae. Bases 1 to 1017 code for a protein of 338 amino acids. The record is from RefSeq and is a predicted model, not a curated record.